AUUUUGAAAUGUCGCCCGUUUGUUGAAUGCAGGACAUCUCUUCACUAUCCGCAGUGUUUUUGAGCUCGUGUGCAGGAUGGAUUCCCAUGGAAGUCAGUGCACCUGUAGUGCCCAUCGCUCCACACCAAGCGUGCAUCAAACUCUGGAGGAGAUGGACUUUGAGAGAGGUAUUUGGUCAGCUGCAAUGGAUGGAGAUGUGGAGAGAGUCAGGGCAUUUAUUAAAAAAGGGAUUGAUCCAAAUAUGAGGGACCAGGCAAACUACAGUGCUUUGCAUUAUGCUAGUCGAGCAGGUAAGCUGUCAGUGUGUGAGUUACUCCUGGACUGUGGCGCUUGUGUGAACGCCCAGACUCGUGGUGGGGCAACCCCGCUUCAUAGGGCGGCUUACUGCGGCCACCACAAUGUGCUCAAGCUACUGCUAGACCGUGGGGCCGAUCCAUGUCUGACUGAUGAUGAUGGAUCAACACCGCUUCAUAAGGCUGCUGAACAGAGGCAUUUCACGGUUUGUGAGUUGUUGGCGAACCGCUUCCCAGCCUUGCGAGUUGUGAAGAACAAAAGAUCACACACGCCUUUCGAUCUCUGCCCAGAGGAGGACAGAGUUUGGGAAUUUUUGAGACCACCACAAUGACCCGAUCUAACUUAGUCUGUAAUGCCUUUUCAUUAAGGUUUAUGAAGAACAUUUUCAAAAACAGCCUUGUAAAUCAGUGUGACUCAUGGCUGAAAAGAGAAAUAGUCGCUAAAAUUGGUCACACAAGCCUUUCCUCAUGUUGUGAGAGCCUACAAGAGUCGAUUCACUGCCACCAAAUGUGACCAGAUCAACAAAAAGACUUGAAUCCGUGGCACAUUUUAGCUGCAUGUCAACUCUACAUGGAGUGAACAAGGUUUGUCUGGUGAGCAUUAGCAGUUAGCUGCUGCUAGUAGAUGUUUUAACUACACCAUUCAAUGAUCAAAAAAUCUAUGCAUUCACAGUUUUACCACACUGAUGGUCUUCUCUACAGAGAGACUGUGCUUUAUGUUUUCUCCAGUAGAGGGUGAUAGAGUCCUGCUAAUGUUCACUGAAUAAGGAAAACCAGGAUUGAUGUUUCUGAAGAACUUCAUAAACAGCUGUUUCCAGCACCAGAUAAGUAAAUCCUAUAUGAAGUUGACGAACUGCUUUAAAAAGUUUUCAUUGCACACACUAGUUACAGUACAGAUCAGUGCUGAAUUAUCACUGUAUAGCAAAAGAGUGAUCCAGUGCAAAGCAAACCACGUUUUAUGUGGUUGUCACAUCAAAUAACAACGUGUCUAAAAACAUGGUUCAGAACAAUGUUGUGUUGUACUUGUACUUGAUCAGCACAUUUUGCCCUGCUGUACUGUAGAUUCUAGUGAUACACAUGGUAGCAAACACAUCUGGAAAACUACAGUACUACAGUGUUUCUGAAAUCAACUGUCUGGACUUUUCUGAUCUGGUGUAAAUCUGAUUCAGAGAUUCUUUGCCUUCAGUUAUAUUGUCUGCUAUAACAUAAAACAUGCUUUUUGCAUAUUAAAAAUAAAACCUGAAGCUGUAGUUUUUGACAAUACUUUUGUCAGGUAUACCUUACCCAAGUUAAGUGUUUUGUUCUUCCUUCAUAUUUAAAUAAUUUUAAAUAUAUAAAAUAUUUGCCUCGUAUUCUGUUGGUUUAAUUGAACUUUUGGUUAAUUAAAAACAAAUAUCCCUGCUAGACAUCACUUUUGGCCACUACUGUAAAACCAGACCAUCAUGUCCAGAUCCUAGGUUGCCUACAUGGAUGUCAAGAAUCUACUGAAAUGAGUUCUCUUUCUUAUUUUUUUUUUAGUUUGCUCUUGAACCGUUUUAAUCCACUUGAAUGCUUAAACUUGCAAAGUUUAAAACGCAUACAGAUGAUCUGAUGAUAAACAUGAAUUCAAGUUCUCAGACUCUACCGGUUUAUCGUUUCUGACACUGUGAAAAGGAAGUGUGCUUAUUGUACUGAAUAUGUACUGUAAUGUACUUCAAAUCUUAAAAGUAUAUUUUAAUGCAAAUAUUUUGCAUUCCCAGAGAAGCUCUGCGCUCUCAAAAUUUAAUAUUUGAGUUCUUUGCGAGUGAAGGCAAGGUUUCUUGGGGAGCGCAAAACUUGUAUAAUUUUCCUCCUAUCUAAUUUUUUUUCCCAUCACCAUGUCCCUUUAGUGCCUCCAUAGGGGUCUGAUUGUUUCAAGGAAAUUGAAAAUGGAAGAGAGUGUUUGUUAAUGUUUUCUUUCUCUUCAAAUAAAAGCUCUUAAAGUGACCCACAUUGACUCUUCUACCUGUUGUUCUUUAUCUAGCAGCCUAUACAUUGGGAAAUGAAAAACCCCAUUUGGAGCUGGUAAUCCAGAUUUGGUAACCUUUUCUGGGUGCUCAAAACGCUUUUCAUACGGAAGGGGGAAUCUCCUUAACCACCACCAAUGUGCAGCAUCCACCUGGAUGAUGCAACGGCAGCCAUAUUGCGUCAGAACGCCCACCACACACCAGCUUAUUGGUGGAGAGGAGACAGAGUGAUGAAGCCAAUCAGUGUAUGAGGAUGAUUAGGAGGCCAUGAUGAUGGACAGAGGCCAAUGGACAAAUUUUGGCCAGGAUGCCGGGGUUACACCCCUACUCUUUUCUAAGGACAUCCUGGGAUUUUUAAUGACCACAGAGAGUCAGGACCUCGGUUUAACGUCUCAUCCGAAGGACGGUGCUUUUUGACAGUAGGAUCAGGUUGAUCCAGUUCAGUUUUGCUUUGAAAAACCAGCACAAGCGUAAGAUGGAUUACUUGAUCCUGGAUAGCAGAACAUGGGAUUUCCAAAUGUAGAUAAUCCAGAUUAAACUUUUUGAACAACUGGGCCCAGGGAAAAAGCGAAAAGUGAUAUUUGGUUUUAGUCAUAUACCUAACAAAACAGGUUUAAACCGGAAAACAUGAUUUUCAAUUAUUCCAAUAUAAAAAUGCACUUUAAAUAAAA
Molecule: messenger RNA, 2949 nt
Organism: Ctenopharyngodon idella (grass carp)
Lineage: Eukaryota; Metazoa; Chordata; Actinopteri; Cypriniformes; Xenocyprididae
Gene: ankrd39
Product: ankyrin repeat domain 39
Exons: 5
Coding region: 77-625 (182 amino acids)
Molecular function (GO): protein binding
Source: RefSeq, a predicted model, not a curated record